Molecule: messenger RNA, 1170 nt
Organism: Medicago truncatula (barrel medic)
Lineage: Eukaryota; Viridiplantae; Streptophyta; Magnoliopsida; Fabales; Fabaceae
Product: F-box/LRR-repeat protein At4g14103
Exons: 3
Coding region: 1-1170 (389 amino acids)
Molecular function (GO): protein binding
Source: RefSeq, a predicted model, not a curated record
AUGGAUAUGAUCAGUAACUUACCCGACAAUAUCAUCGUCUUCUGCAUUCUCUCUUUACUUACAACCAAAGAGGCAUUUGCCACAAGUAUUUUGUCCAAAAGAUGGACUCAUCUAUGUCACUUUGUUCCUAAGAUCGACUUCACCAACAUCAUAGUGAAUAGCGACGAAUCUAAUUCCCGUUUUAUUCAAUUUGUGAACUCCGUUUUGGCCUCUCGAGACGCUGUUUUUUCUCAUUUCAUCAAUAGUUUCUGCCUUGAAAUUCAAUAUGGUAACCCUAAUCUUGCUCAUCUCAGCAUUCCCAGUAUCGUCAAAUGGGUCAACCAUGUUGUUGAGCGCAGACUCGAGUAUCUUUGUCUCUGUCUACAUGUUAAUAACCUACCCAAGUUUCCCAUUAGUACCCUCGGAUGCAAAACCCUUGUAACUCUCAAACUCAGGGGCUUCCAUUUGGUGGGUUUUUCUCUUCCUUCCAUUGGACUCCCAUCACUGAGAACCCUUCACUUGAAGAAUAUUGAGUUUACUGGUAUUCAAGGUUUUAUGUUAGUUUUAGCUGGAUGUCCAAUGUUGGAGAAUCUACGAGUGUCUGAUAUAUAUUUCCAUGAGGAGGAAGAAGAUUCUCUUACCAUUCAAGAGGUUAAAAGCUUCAGCUUCCCUAAAUUGACUAGAGCAAAAGUCACUCGUUUUUGGUCUUCGUAUUUUCCGAUGAAAGCACUCUCUAAAUCAGAGUAUUUGUGCAUAGAUGCAUACUGGUUUGAAGACUUUAUUUACGAGGUGAAUCAACCAUAUAGUAAUAGUCCUAUCUUUCAUAAUUUGACCCACUUGCAACUCCGCGAUAGUUGGGAUUGGGUAGCACAAGUACUUCUGCACUGUCCUAAGGUUCAACAUCUCGAACUUUACCAGGAUCCAAAUGGAAUACCUUUGACAAAAAAUGAACAAGAGAAUUGGGUGGAACCAGAAUUUGUUCCAGAAUGCCUUUUAUCAUGCCUUGGAAGUUGCACUAUUGGGGACUUCUCUGGCUUACCAGUUCAUCUUGGGUUAGCAAAAUUUAUUUUGAAGAAUUCAAGAAUUUUGGAAAUCAUGAUCAUUUGGAGCAAAAGGGAGCAAGCUGAAAUAGAAAGAAAAUUGUCUGCAUGCCCUAAGGCUUCUGCAGCAUGUGAACUUAUAGUUUAUUGA